Molecule: messenger RNA, 4530 nt
Organism: Helianthus annuus (common sunflower)
Lineage: Eukaryota; Viridiplantae; Streptophyta; Magnoliopsida; Asterales; Asteraceae
Product: zinc finger BED domain-containing protein RICESLEEPER 2
Exons: 4
Coding region: 2643-4292 (549 amino acids)
Biological process (GO): RNA processing
Molecular function (GO): DNA binding; protein dimerization activity
Source: RefSeq, a predicted model, not a curated record
UAUCACCAGAGAAUCCCAACAACCACCACCACCAUGCAGACAUCACCACCUUUCAUCCAUACAAAAUUUCACCAAUUCACAAAUUCUCAUUUCACCAAACAAUUUCAUGUAACUCAUCUCCCAUUUCACCAGCUUUCCGUAACAACGCUGGCAUUCGUCGCGCCCAGUCGGAUGGGAACUUGGAGAGUUUGAUGAGUUCUAGAGGCAAUGAUAGUGAUAAUGAGGAUGAUGGUGAUUUUAGUUUUUAUAAUCCACCCAAGAAAGUUUCUCAUAGAUGUUUGUUGGAAACAAUCCCAUCUAUGUCUUUUCAUAAUUCAAGAUUUAGGUCAGAUGGUGAUGAUGAAAGUGAUGAACAAGAAGAAGAAGAAGAAGAAGAGGAUGAAGGGUUUUGUGGGUUUAAUGUGGAGAAUACGGUUUUGAGCUUGAAUAAGCAAAUGGGCUUUGGGAAUUUGGAAAUGAAAGGUGGUGUAGGAGAGAGUGGGACUCAGAUGUAUCUUGCAAAAGGGUUGGGUGUUGAUGCAGGGUUUGGAUCUUUGGAUGGUGGUGGUGCGGGCAGUGGUGGUCGGAGCCUUUCUCAUGUCGGUGGAGAAGGAGAUGGCGGCGGCGGUGGUGAUAACCAGGAUGUGGAGGAGCAUUACCGGAAGAUGGUGAAUGAAUGUCCUGGAAAUCCUUUAUUACUAGGGAACUAUGCCCAAUUUCUAUAUCAGGUUUUGCAGCUUUUGGACAGAACUCUCUUGGAAGUAGGGGUGUACAAAAUGCUCGCGGCUCGCGGCUCGCUCGAAACUCGCUCGAAAAAUGCUCGAAAAAUGCUCGACUCGAAAAAGCUCGUUUUGCUAUCGAGCCGAGCCGAGCUGGCUCGAUUCAUAAACGAGCCGAGCUCGAGCUAGGGUGCUCAGCUUGUGGCUCGGCUCGUGGCUCGACUCGUUGGCUCGGCUCGUGACUCGACUCGUUGGCUCGGCUCGUGGCUCGACUCGUGGCUUGAUAAACAUAUGUUUUAUAUAAUAGAUAUUAAUUAAUAAUAACUAGUUAUAUAGUUUUCAUAUCAUCAUCAGAAACCUUUUUGUUGAUAUGAUGUAGGCUACGAAAUGUUUUUAAAACUGUCCUAGUAUCAGUUUGUUAAAUGGUAGAUUGAUUGAUAUAAAAAUUAUUAUUAAAUUAAUAAAAUGUACCUCAAUAAUAAACAGUUUGUCCACAAUAUAAUGAAAACAUAUCUUUUUGUUUAUUUAAAAGAUAUCUUAACAUAUUACAUACAAUAAACAUAUCUAUUAAUUAAUAAAAAUAUAUAUGCUUGAAAUUUAAGUCACCGCCAUAUUACCCUAAAUCCAUUCAAAACCAAUUUCCAUAUGCAAUUUACACAAUAAUCUAUUUCAUUCCUAAAUUCUUUGAUUUCUCUCACACAAAUACACAAGCGGCAACUCAACCCCUGCGACUAAACCCUAGCAAUUCAUCUUUCUUGAUUCAAGGUAAAGAUUCAUCUACAUAUUCAUGUUAACCUCUUAAUUACAAUCUUUCCUAACUGCUUCAUCUCCAUAUACAUAUUUAUUAUUUACGAAAAGGUGACAUGCUUGGUAGAUAUUAGUUGGUGGUAUAAAAUAUCUUGAUAAUGUAACUGUAUGUCUUAUGAUGAAUGACAAUUGAUCAUUCUUUUGUUAUGAGAAAAAUAGAUUUGAUAACUGUUUUUUUGUUAGUAUGUAUCAUGUUAGUAUGAUUAUGGUGUUUAAAUCAAACAUGAUUGAAAAAAACAAGUGCUACUAAAAAAGAAAUUCACUAACUGAUAAUGGUGAACACCUUUUGUGAUAAUGCUCGUAACAUAUUAGUGAUAAUGUUGUUUAAAUCUAGUUUCUUUGAAUUGAAUUGUUAGUUUAGGUUCUUAUAUUAUUAUAUUUAUUAUUUGAAUUAUUAGUAUAGGUUAUUACGUUAUUAUAUUUAUUAUUUGAAUCAUUAGUUUAGGUUAUUAUGUUAUUAUAUUUUUUGUAGAAUAUGAAUAACUUUAUCAUCAGCUAAUUAAUUUAGUUUAGGUUAUGAAAUCAGACACACCUUUUUUAUGUAUAUUUUUAGAUCGUUUGAUUUGUUAAUUAGUUAUUAAUUUACUUAUACUAUAUAAAUUUAAUUUAUUAUAUUCAUCAAACAUGAAAUAAAUGUAUGCUUAAAAUAUUUCUAGGGGUGUAAAUGUAUGUUGUACUAAUCAUUGUUAGCGAAUAUUUUUGGGUGUCUCACUUUGUAGGAUGUCUUCACUUAAAGAAUCACUUGAUGCGACCGACAACCCAAGUGAGCAUGUUGAUUUAAAUGAUGAGGAAAGUUUUGAAGAAGAAAAUAUGAUUGACGAAGAUGAUGUUGAUGCUGGUUCAAAACGAAAAAGUAAAUCUGAAGUUUGGCUUCAUUUUGAAACAGUUGAAAUGAUGGAAGGAGAGAAGAAGGUCAUGAAAGAUCGAUGCAUACAUUGUAAGAAGCUAUACAAACCACAAGCUUCAAAGGCCACAACACAGCUAAAGCGACACUUGAAUAAGUGUUCAUACUUGAAAAGGUCAAAAGGUAUGACACACCUACUCCUAACAUACUUGUAGCAUACUGGUAAUGAAGCAACUGAAUAUGGGUUGAGUGGGGGAUUUGAACAAACAAAAUGUAGGGAAAUAAUUGCCAAAAUGAUUGUAGCCCAUGAGCUACCUUUUUCCUUUGUAGAGUACCAUUGGUUUAAUGCCCUGUUGAAAUACUUGAACCCUCUUUUUCAAAAAGUGAGUAGAGCCACAAUUAGAAAAGAUUGCAUUAAAGUGGUUGAAUCAGAAAGAGAGAAGAUGAAGAAAGUUUUUAAAAAGACUGAUAUGAUCUCACUUACUAGUGAUUGUUGGACCUCAAAUCAAACUAUUGGGUAUAUGUGUUUGACAGCUCAUUAUAUUGACUCUGAUUGGAAAAUGAAAAAGUGCAUAAUUGGAUUUAAUGAGCUAGCACCGCCCCAUAGUGGUGAGGUCAUUUCGGAUGCUAUUCUAGAGUGCCUCAUUAAAUGGGGUAUACAAGAUAAAAUAGGUACAAUAACAUUAGACAAUGCAUCAAAUAAUGAUAGGGCGGCCGCAAUUUUAAGGAAUACCUUUCAAGGAAAGGGAACAUUGCACUUUGAGGGUUUAUUUUUUCAUGUGAGAUGUUGUGCUCAUAUACUAAACCUGGUUGUACAAGAUGGACUUGGAACAAUUGAUGGUUGUCUUGUCAAAAUAAGAGAAGGUGUGAAAUAUUUGAAGAAGUCAGCGGGUCGCCUCUUGAAGUUUGGUGAAAUUUCGAUCACCCUUGGUAUCGAAACCCGCCGAUCAUUGUGUAUUGAUGUAAAAACCCGAUGGAACUCAACACAUCGUAUGCUUAAAUCAGCGAUUCACUACAAACAUGCUUUUGAAGGUUACGCGUUGAGGGAUUCGAAUUAUGAGUGGUCUCUUACGGAUGAGGAGUGGGAUCGGGCUAAAAAGGUAUGCAAGCUACUUGAGGUGUUUUCGGAUGCUACAGAUUUGUUUUCGGGUACAUUAUAUCCGACCGCAAAUUUGUUUCUUGUUGAGAUUUUUAAAGUAAAAAGAGAGAUAACUAAUGCUGUUAAAUCAAAUGAUAAUUUCUUGAAAAAUAUGGGAAGGCCAAUGUUUGACAAGUUUGAGAAGUAUUGGGGAGAAAUCGGGGUACUUAUGUCAAUUGCUUCUCUUUUAGACCCGCGUUUUAAGAAGGAAUCUAUUUCUUGGACAUUUAAGAAGUUGUAUCCAGAAAAUGAGGUUGAUGGUCGGGUUGAAGAUGUGAUUAAUAAGUUAAAACCACUUUUUGAAAAAUACUCUAAUGCAUAUCAAGUGGCUAGGGCUGCCGAUAGCAAUCUAAAUGGUACAUCAUCUGAGGGCCCAAGUAUUCGUGAUGGAGACGAUGAUUUUUACGCUUAUCUUGAAACUAAACCCGUUGAAAGUACACAAAAAUCAGAACUUGAUGUGUAUUUAGAAGAGCCAAAUUUUGUAGUUCCAAGAACUAUAAAGUUUGAUGUGUUACAAUGGUGGUGUCAAAAUUCUAGCAAGUACCCCGUGCUAAGCAAAAUGGCUCGUGACAUUUUUUGCAUUCCAAUCACAACGGUUGCCUCGGAAUCAGCAUUUAGUGCUGGGGGACGUGUAUUGGAUGACUAUAGAAGCUCUCUUUCUAAAGAUAUGGUCGAGCUUCUUGUUUGUGGAGGAGAUUGGAUAAAGUCGGCAUCAAAAUCAUUUAUUAAAACACUAGAACAAUCGGCAAAGGAAGAAGAAAAUUUAGAAAUUCCAAUCCCGACGAGUGAUGGGGCAUCUAGUUAACAUAAAAGAUUAAUUCGUUCUCAUGGCUAUGGGCAAGUGUUGGUGAAGGAAUAUAAGAUGGUGAUGGGCAAAUUUUUUAGUGAUGGCAUUGGUGCUAGUGACGUUGUUUUGAAGAACUUAGUUCUACUUGUUAUUUACUUUUUCUAACUUGGUUAAGAACUUAUGUAAUUAACUUGGGUUUUUUUUUUCCGAAUGGAUAUCUUGAAUUUGGUUUUAUUUUAAUGCAUUGAGCUGGAUG